This is a messenger RNA of Elaeis guineensis (African oil palm), 1815 nucleotides long. Its product is annotated as acyl carrier protein 3, mitochondrial. Gene Ontology annotation, cellular component: mitochondrion. The record is from RefSeq and is a predicted model, not a curated record. Gene Ontology annotation, molecular function: acyl carrier activity; acyl binding. Gene Ontology annotation, biological process: fatty acid biosynthetic process. Lineage: Eukaryota; Viridiplantae; Streptophyta; Magnoliopsida; Arecales; Arecaceae.
GUUUUCAACCCUCUCUUCCCCUCAUUUCGAGAUCAAGAUUUCGAUUUCCCAUGGGGAUCGGUGUCUCUUUGUUCUUCACUUCAUGGAUAGAUUACAGAUCGGCGAUUAGGGUUUUAACCUUGUUUUUUGAGUAUUCCUUGCAUAUUUUAAGCUUGAAUUCUUUGAAGGCUAUCGAAGUUGAAGUUGAAGUUGAAGUUGAAGUUAAUAAUUGUCACCACUUCUAAACAAUAUCGUCAAUCAGUUCUUCUUAUCUUUUGUUAGAUUCUUUUCAGUCGUGGUGACUGGAAGUGGGGAUUGGGAUUCUUAUUGUUUCGUUCAAAAAGAACAAGGAUCAUUUAGUUGACGUUCUCGGUCUGGUUGCUUGGUUUGGAAUCGCUCGCACUGGCUUAUUCUUCUAUUGGUUGCAAGGAUUUUUUUGGCUGGUGGAUUGCCUCCCAAUGUUCUCGAUCUUUUUGACUUCAAAAUAUUAUUCCAUGAAUCGGAUAUGUUGUUCUAUGCAUAUAUAACAUGGUUAUCAUUCCUGGGGAAUUGUAUUGAUGGUGCAUUCUCUGUGCAAUCAUGGGAGUGCUCUACACAGAGAACUGUAGAAUCUUUUUCAUUAAAGUCAUUUCAGUGGGGUCGUUACUGAGUUACACUCGACAUGUUUGAAAGUUUAAAACUUUUUCUUUACUUCUGUAACUAUAUUCAUUUCUUCGUUCUUUCUUGAGUAAUUUGCACCUAUAUGACUGUUAAGAAACACGAAAAGAAGGAAAGCAAGAGGAAUGAUCUGGCUCUUCAGCUGAUGACAAAUAGUUGGGACAGACCUAUUAAUAUAUGAAGUCACAUCUAAGUCUGCAGUGUAGAAAUUUGACUGCCGAUUCCUGAGCUUUAGCUGGCAAUUUUAGGCAAGCCACCAUGUGCAUUGAGAGAUUGAGUCUUGCUUGUUAAGCUAACUGGACGAUAAGCUUUUGGUAACAUGCAACGCUUGCGAAAUUCUGUACUGAAGCAUGUGCGAUUGAGCUGCUCCACACAGCUACAUGGGCUUAACACAUGUGAAAAGUCACUCUUUUGGCCAAGCAGAUACAUGUCAUUGGCAUCAAACAAUUCUGGUUCAGAACAUAUCAUGACUCGUGUAAUUGAGCUGGUUAAAAAGUUUGAUAAGAUAGAUGCUAGCAAGGUGAUUCUUUAUCACAAACAGGUCACAGAGACAGCUGAUUUCCAAAAGGACCUAUGUUUGGAUAGCUUGGAUCGAGUGGAGCUGGUUAUGGCUUUUGAGCAGGAGUUUUCUGUUGAAAUUCCUGAUGAGAAGGCAGAUAAACUUUCUUGUUGUGCUGAUGUGGUGAAAUACAUAUUAUCUGAAGCUCAGCCCAAUAAUGUGGGGAGCUCCUGAUUGGAUAGCUAGUCCUUUGAUAUGGCAGAAAGAAUCAUUAGGGUUUCCUUGUGGCACAUCAUUUUUGUUUUAACCCUUCCUUUUUGUGUUGUUUCUGUCUGAUUUCUUAAAGAUUUUGAAAUCAUUUGUCAUGGGCAUCAUGAUAUGAAUUACUAUAAUCAUUUGUAUUCUUCAAUUAGUAUUUCUUGUUGCGAGAAGGCUUCUUGUUUACAUUGAGUAAGAUGGAUUCGGUUGCAAUAUAGAAAUGACAGAUUGUUGAAACUAUCGCAUCAUUGUGUUGUUAUUGGGAAACAACAUUUGUUGGGCACAUUUGUAAUACGUAAUCGUGUGACUAGUAUUGCACGAAGGACGUGAUUGUUCUAUGUUUUGUUUUAAUUUGGUAUGUAAAAUAUUUGGAAGCCUGUAAUAGCUGCUUAUCCUGAACAAUAUUAAUUUUUGCCCAUUUC